Molecule: messenger RNA, 3255 nt
Organism: Esox lucius (northern pike)
Lineage: Eukaryota; Metazoa; Chordata; Actinopteri; Esociformes; Esocidae
Product: collagen alpha-1(IX) chain
Exons: 27
Coding region: 654-2951 (765 amino acids)
Source: RefSeq, a predicted model, not a curated record
AAUCAGCUGAUGACUGUGCUGGGAAAACGACAGCUGAUGACUGUGCCCAUUUAACCAACAAUGGUUAGGCCUUUUUAUUUUAUUUUAUUUUACAGUUUCUACCUAAAAUAAUGAACAUAGGUGAACUGCAAUAAGUUAAUAUGCAAACAACAAUUAGGCCAUUCAUGGAUAUCUAAUGUUUAGGCAACUACAGGCACCAGAGGACAUGACAUAUGAGGGAAUGGAUGGAUAGAUUGCCAUUGUGCUUUCAAAUUCAAAUUCAGUCCAUGAUAUCCCAUUACAAUAAUGCAUGAAAGCAGUAAUCUACAUCAUGUGUCAGCAACAAAGGCCUACACGAGUGAAGUAAGAAAGGGAGAGUUAAUAGAUUUCCUGAGAAGUCUGCUUGCAAUAAAAUGUGUUUCAGCAGACCUAUGGGUGAGUUCAGAUCCCCUCGGGACUGAAGGUAGAGUGGAGCGCAAGGGUCAGGUCCUCGGGAGACCUGCAACUCUCAGAGUGAAUGGUCCUCCUGUUCAAGACGAGGUUUGGCCUAGGGAUGCCACUUUAACGUUUGUUAUAACCUCACUGCGGGAACUGUAAAGGAACCGUCUGCAGUCCACAUCGGGGCCUCUCUUUCAGGAAUAUGCACAUAUAAUCCCUGACAUCACAUUUUGAAAAUGGCAGCAUUUAAAGAGAUGUUGAUUUUCCCAGUUCUUCUAACCCUGUUUGGAUUGACCAAAUGCCAGGAAUUGCCAAGUUAUGAUAUGCUGGAGGAAUUCCGUGUGUCUGAGUCCAGAGGGGUGAGGAGAGUGAACGGAUCUGAGCCUGAUUCAGUUGCCUAUCGUGUGAACCCUACCAUCCACCUACGGAAAACCAUGAGGGAGGUGUACCCCGACGGACUCCCCUCCGACUACUCUGUCAUCGCCACGUUUAAGUUGACAAAGGCCACCGCCCAGAGGUCCUGGAACCUGUGGCAGGUCAGCGACCCCGACGGACGUGAACAGGUGGGCCUCCGUUUCCAGGGCGACACGCGCUCUCUGGACUUCUUCUAUACCAGCCCGCACGGCACUCAGAUGCUGCGCACGUUCCAUCGAGUGGAGAAGCUGUUCAAUGGCGAGUGGCACAAGUUGGCGCUACAGGUCAAGGGCGACAAGGUCAGGCUUCUGGUGGAUUGCGAGGAGGUGAGCGUGGAGCCCAUCGACGAUCCCAGACCUGUCAUCAGCCAGGGUUCCACCUACAUCAUUAAGAGGGCAGCGGGAGACCGAACCACCUCAGUAGACCUCCAGCAGAUGGAUGUUUCCUGCGAUCCAGAGAAGGCCUACUCAGAAGGCUGCUGUGAGCUCUCCAGUGUGUGUGGAGGGUAUGCUGAGAUUGGCCUGACAGCGGGAAAGGCCACCUGUAAGUGUAUGCACGGACAGCCUGGCAACCAGGGACCCCCAGGACCAAAGGGUCACAGAGGUCUCCCAGGGAACACAGGAGAGCCAGGAAGACUAGGCAACUGGGGAGGGCGGGGACAGACGGGUGACUACGGCCACCUUGGGGAGCCAGGUCCUAAGGGCAAUGAAGGAAUCAAAGGAAACAAGGGAAUGAGAGGAAUUCACGGCUUAGAUGGCAACCGAGGUCCUAAAGGUCUGAAGGGAUUGAAAGGAGCUGCAGGCUUCAAGGGAACUCAGGGAUCAGCUGGAGAGCUGGGUUCGACCGGUGAGAAAGGAGAAAUGGGUAAUCCAGGUCCACUUGGAUUUGAAGGAAUUCCAGGUUUUAUGGGAGUAAAGGGAGAGAAAGGAGCCCCUGGUGUUGAAGGGCAUCAUGGGCUAAAGGGAAAACAGGGGAUUGUGGGUGAUCCUGGAGAGACAGGAGCUGCUGGAGAAAAAGGCAAACCUGGAACCCAAGGAGUAAAAGGAAGAUACGGCACCAUUGGACCAAAGGGCAUUAUUGGAGAUCCUGGUUUGCCUGGUAGAGAUGGGGACCCAGGAAUAGAGGCCUACCAAGGACCACAGGGCCCGGACGGCAGAAGUGGAACAUUUGGAAUAAUGGGAGAGAAAGGAAUGCUGGGGUCAGCAGGGGAGAUGGGGCCUCAAGGCCAAACUGGCCCCAGAGGUUAUAAAGGGUCAGCAGCAAAGCCAGGAAGACCCGGAUUUAUUGGACCCCCAGGACCUGUGGGCCAUAUGGGACUACCUGGCCGGCCGGGCCCCAAGGGAAAUACAGGUAUUCAAGGAAUCCAAGGUGUCAAAGGCGCUAAGGGAGAAAAGGGAGAAAAGGGGCCCAAAGGCACGGUUGGAGACAUGGGUGCUCAGGGUCCCAGUGGUGGUCAGGGGAAGCGCGGACCGGGUGGUGAGCCUGGACGCAAAGGCCCGGUGGGCACUAAGGGGGUACGGGGUGACGGAGGACCGGUUGGAUUUCAGGGCCCUCCAGGGCCACCGGGCCCAACGCUUCCCGCUCAACACGUGAUCGAGGUCUGCAAGAGAGUGGUCCUGGAACAGAUGUCCACUUUUGCCAACUCCAUAAAGAGGACGUGCGCCGCCGUGUGCCCUCUCUACGGAGAUGUGCCCAUGGGUGCUCCAGGUCCCACAGGACAGAAGGGUCCCCCGGGACCUCCAGGCAGUGAUGGUACUGAUGGUGUGACUGGAGAAAUCGGACAACCAGGUUUCUAUGGGGAAGCUGGAGACGCAGGCAAGCAAGGGCCAACAGGUGAUCAAGGAGACCAAGGAGACAAGGGAGCUAAGGGCCAUGGCCUACCCGGCUACAUGGGUGACCAGGGUCCUAAGGGCCAACGAGGAAGACCUGGCAGAGCCUUCAAUGGCACACAAGGACGAGAGGGCGAGAGAGGCCACGUAGGAAGACCUGGAUUAAGAGGCCAUCCGGGACUCAGAGGUGUCCCUGGUGUGUGUCAAACCACUGGGUGUGCUCUGCUAAACAAUGACUCCCCCACUGGAUCACCUCAGAACGCACCUGAGAGGUUGAGAAGACGUCCAUAGAGGCAAAUAGAAAACUCUAGAUUGGAAUGAAAGCGGGGACGGAGGAACGUGGGAGAGAAGUUUUGUUGAUAAAUAAAUGCUUUAAUGUAAAUAUGCAUUCAAUCUCCACUCUAAAAGACUGAGAUACAUCCUUUUGCCUUAAACAAAUAUGCGCUAGAAACAUGUACUGUUGGACUUAAAACAACUGUCAAUUGCCAAAAAUAUCCUGAAAGUCUAUUUGACACUCUUUAUUUAAACUGAUCUCUUAUCAGUCCCAGUUAUCUUCAGAUGUCACUGUUCUUUAUAAUAAAAUUCUGAAAAACAA